Molecule: messenger RNA, 1119 nt
Organism: Bombyx mori (domestic silkworm)
Lineage: Eukaryota; Metazoa; Arthropoda; Insecta; Lepidoptera; Bombycidae
Exons: 1
Coding region: 1-1119 (372 amino acids)
Source: RefSeq, a predicted model, not a curated record
AUGGUAGACCAGUCAACGAUCCCCUUAGCUGAUCAAGGAUACCAUACACCAGCUCCGAUCGAUCUGUUGUUAGGCUCGGAUAUCCUCGGACAGGUUUUAGAUGGGUCUAAAGUCUCAUUGGGGCCCGGCAGGCCAAUAGCCUUCGGCACGAUAUUUGAUUUUGCAUUGUUAGGACCCAUACACGAUUUGUAUACUGCUCCUGUAAGCAAAACUGAAUCGACUCACAUUGUCAGCGCACAACCAGAACUCGAGGUAUCUACACAUGACAUUCGCAAGAGCCUUGAGAAGUUCUGGGAAUCUGAAGAGCCCCAACUUCAUGUUGAAACUACCCCUUUGCAAGAUCAGUGUGAAGAAAUAUUCCGCACUACCACUACUCGUAAACCCUCAGGUCAAUAUACGGUAACAUUACCCUUUUUACAUAAUAUGCCCGAGCUAGGAAGUACCCAUGCCAUAGCAUUGCGCAGGUUUCUUAAUCUUGAAAAGAAGUUACAAGCUGACCCAUAUCUCCGUGUGAAAUACAUUGAUUUCAUGGCAGAUUAUCAGAAGCUGGGUCACAUGUCCCCAUGCCACCCGAGUACUUUUGCUCAUAAACCUCACUUCUAUAUCCCUCAUCAUGGCAUCUUCAAGUCGGGAUCAGACAAGCUACGCACUGUUUUUGAUGGUAGCUGUAAAAGCUCAAAUGGUGUCAGCCUAAAUGACUGUUUACACACUGGUCCAGCUCUUCAACAGGACAUUGUCGAUAUUAUCUUGUCGUUUAGAACUCAUCCCGUAGUUUUCAGCACUGACAUUUGUAUGAUGUUCAGAAACAUACUCAUACAUCCCGAUCAGAGGCGUUACCAGCUCAUUCUCUGGCGCUCUUCGCCAGAUCAGCCCCUGCUUACAUAUGCCUUAAACACUGUUACAUACGGGUUAAGAUCAAGCCCAUAUCAUGCUAUACGCACUUUAAUCCAAUUAGCGGAUGAUGAAGGUCAUCGCUAUCCUGCAGCUGCUCAAGUGCUGCGCAAGUCCAUAUUCGUCGAUGAUAUUCUCACUGGUCACGAUUCUGUAGUAAAGGCUCAAGCUCUCCAAAACGACUUGAUUAACUUACUAGCCUUAGGUGGUUUUCAGCUCAGUAAAUGA